Messenger RNA from Rotaria sordida, 3567 nucleotides. The record is from the annotation of a GenBank genome assembly. NCBI's taxonomy places the organism in Eukaryota, Metazoa, Rotifera, Eurotatoria, Philodinida, Philodinidae.
AUGAUGCCCUCCAAUCGUCAGUCUGUAUUUGCAUUUCUUAAUGUGACCGAAUCGGUGGCAACAAUCGAUCGUAUACGUCUUGAGCAACUUCGUUCAGAUUAUGCAACGAUGAUAAAAACUCAAUUGAUGGCUACAACGACGACAACGGCUAAUCUAGACUAUCAACUUAAAUUGAUUGCUGAAAAAUUUAUGCUUAUCGACGAUUCUAUCAAUCUUGAUCAUUUAAAUCUAUGCGUUUCAUGCAGCAGUUUGGAUGUAGCAUGUGAAGCAAUGGUAGGCAAAUAUAUUGAUGCUCUUAUGGCUGAAAGACGAAAUGCUAGAAAAGCAACACAAAUGAAUGUAAAACCAACAGUCCCAUCAUCAUCAUCAGCAGCAGCAGCACCUAUCGCUACUGAAUCAUUAAAGCAAAUCAUCUGUCAAAUUAUUGUCAAACAAAAUGACUCGGCUGUAAUCGAAUUUAUUCAAACUUUUUUGUUAUUACCACUUGCAGAAAUAACAUCAAAGCGAAAAUCACAGGAAAAAUUCGAAAUACUAUCGUCUAAUCGUUUUGUUCAUGGACAUCUUAUUUCUGGUUGUACACUUGAUGUAUUUAUUCGUUCUCAAUUACAUGCUCGCGGUGAUACGAUUGAUGUUGGACGUUCACUAAGUAAACUUCCAUUAGUAGAUCCAAUAACAUUGGUCGAUGAGUUUGAUACUUGGUAUUUCGAUCAUCUACGUGGUAUAUUCGAAUUGAAUCUUAUUGUAGAGAAAAAAGAAUUUCCACGCCGAUGGAAAUUAGCAUCGGAUGCACAACUUUUUUAUUUAAUCGAAUUACCAGGACAACAAAGAACGAAUGAUCACGAAAAUGAGAAAACAAUAAGAAGUAUUGAUCGACCAAAUACAGUCUCAUUGGAGAGAUUCGUUGAAGAUGUUUGUGAAAAAGAAAACAAUGGAAUGACUGCCAAAUGGAUCGAAGCUUUACGUGCAGAUGAUAUGCUUACAUUUGAUCAUUUGGCGAAUUUAAAACAUGCGGAAUGGAGUGAAUUGAAAGUAUUAUCAAUAAAUGGAAAAAAAAUUCUUAAAUCUUAUAUAGAUCGAGAAAAACAAAUGGCUAGCGAUGCCAAAACAACUACACAAGUCAAAAUAGAUGAUUCAAAUAAAAAAUCUGGAAGAAUUCAAUCGGAAUCGGAACUAUUGGCUUGUAUCCAUCAGAUCAAAUUGUACUUUCACCAUAUGCUUGCUGAUCAAUUUGCUUCUGUUGGAAUUCCGACACCGUCUAGACUAGAUGUUCGUUGUGUUCAUUUAUCAUUUGACGAAAUGCGUCGCGAAGGUUUUGCUGACGAUGGUCUAUUUGAUCAAAUGAAAAUGUUCUUUCUUCCACUCACGAUGAUCGAACAUGAUCUUACAAUCGAUGAUAUACAAUGGCAAUCUCUGUCACGAGUUCGAUUGAAUGAACGCGAUAAAUUACUCGUGAAACAAAAACAGUUAAUUAAUGAACUGACGGAAAAAGAAGAUCAAUAUUAUCGACACGAUGAUUCGAUUAGAAAAUUAAGAAAAGAAAAUCAGUUGAAGAGACAAGUAUCAGAGGAAAACAAUGGGGAAAAGUAUGAAGGAUUUUUAAUAACAGAGUUAUUAGAUGAACAUCGUCAAACAAUGGAACGAUUGGAACAAGAAAGAAACAAAUUACGAACGGACAUACAAGCUACUGAAGAUUUAAUUGAGAAUAUUGAAAAAGGCUUAAUGGAACGAGAUGUUCAAAGUAGCGAGAAGACUGAUCGAGACCUAAUCAAACCAAAUCGAGGUUUCAUUAUGUAUGGGCCUCCGGGUACUGGCAAAUCAGAUAUUAUGAGCAAACUUUCAGUACGUAUGGGUGUGAGCAUGGUAGCACCUCCAAUUGCAGCCGGUGAACUCAAUCGACCUCUAGUAGGUGAAUCCGAACGGAUUAUUUCAGAUAUUUGUAUGCGUUGCCAUCGAACACCUUAUCUCAUGUGUUGUGUAUCAAUCGAUGAAAUCGAUUCAUUAGCACCAAAACGUAAAGAUAAUUCAAGCGAUGGUAAUAUUGCUAAAUUGAGUGUACUAUUAUCAGUUAUUGAUGGAAUUAAAGAUGUACCUAAUUUGAUGAUAUUCUGUGCCACAAAUCGUUUGCAUAUGAUGGAUGAAGCAUUCUUACGACGUAUGUCAGGCAAAUUUUUCGUCGGACGACCUUCGUCUCAUGCAAGAAAAAGUAUUCUCAGUGGAAUGAAAUCUUGGCAUAUUCCACCACAUUUACUCGAGAGUUUAACAAUGGCCACAACAAAUUUUAGUGGAGCUGCACUCAGAGCUCUUCGUCGUUUGAUUACGGUCCAUUGCAUCGAUAUGCAACGCAUCAAUCCACGUUAUCAACUUGACUAUUGUACGAUGCUUCAAUUAGCCGAUACUACUGCUCGACAGUAUCGAAUUGUCAUUGGUUCAGGAACAUUGCCAACUCUAUUAUUGCGCGUUGCUGAUAGGAAUCCUUUGUUUGAAAAUAAUCAAGAGCCUAGAGCAAGGUUUAAUGAUUUAGUAAACAAGAAGAAUUCUGUAUAUACGGGUAAAAUUAUUGUUAAUUUACAUGGCCGGCGGAUUGAUGUUGAAGCGAUAAAUAUACAUCCGAUUACUGGUGAAUGUGAAAAGGUUGUUUAUCUAGAAUAUUUAACUGAUUCAGAGACAAGCAUACAAGAAUUACUUGAACGUUUGACUGUCUAUGGAAAGUCACGUAAUGUUCAACUAUUACAACUUAUCGAUCUCAAUCUACUAUCCGCGGAAAGUGCCUAUGAUGAAAAAGAAAAAUUUGAAAUAUUGAAAGAACGUCUCGAUGAAUGUGCAGCUUAUCGUCGUUCCAUGAUUGUCUAUGAUUUAGAUUCAUUGAUUGGUAUAAAUAAAAGCGAAGGUAAUUCAUCAAUGGGUCGAUCAACAAAUCUAUCUUUAAUUAAUCAUAAUGUCUACACAUAUGUUAAAGAUAAAUUUAUAAGUGCAUAUAUUCAAUCAUCAACAUUCAGUAAUAACGAUCAGAAUAAAGAUACGAUUGUCAAUGAAGAAAAAUGGUCUGUAAUGGUCAUACGUGAUCCAUUUCUUCUACGUCAAUUUUGUGAUGAUGUCGUAUUUACACGUCCGGUAAGUGAAAUUGAAGAAGAAGAAGCUGAAAUGCGCCGUGCCGAUCAGCUCAUUAAAUGUGUUCAAUGUAAUGAUUUUUAUCUUGAACAAGAUAAUAAGAUGGGUGUUUGUGUACAUCAUGAUGGAUUUGUUUAUGAUAAUCAUUCACUUACACUUACACAAUGGGGUCACCAAGCGGCAAUAGCACUGUUACUGAAAGAAGAAGCAGAAGCUGUAAAACAAUCAACAACAAAUGUUUUGACACCUGAACAAAAAGAACGUUUAGAACGUGAGAAACAACGUUUUAAAUAUAUUUGUUGUAAUCAGACUGUACAAGCUUCUGGUAUGAUGGGCGGUUGCAAACGUGGAAAACACAGUCCAGCCAAUGUAACAUUGAUUCAAUGGGAAUAUUCAUGUGAUCAUAAUAGAGAAUAUCAAGACAAACGAUUGACUUUACUUCAAAGCAGAAUCCAAUAG